AUGGCUGCAUCUCAUCAUGUCCUUCUCAUCGGCGGUCACGGCAAGGUUGCCCAGCUGCUCACGCCACUGCUGCUAAAAAGAUCAUGGACCGUGACCAGCAUGAUCCGUACCAAGGAGCAGGCCCCUGCCAUUGAGAAGCUCGGCAGUGGUUUGCCUGGCAAGCUCCACGUUCUGGUCAGCAGUGUGGAUGAGGUUUCUACACAAGAACGUGCCGCGGCCAUUUUGAACAAUGUGAAGCCCGAUUACGUUGCUUGGAGUGCCGGUACACCCCGCCAGAUACGCAGGCUUGGUGCAAUUGCGAAAGCAGUGACUGACCUCAAACAGGUGCCGGCGGCAAAGGCGGCCCCGAAAUGGCAUACCUUCAAGGUAGACCGAGACGCGGCAGUCAACUUCAUCCGCGCCGCCGCCGACAUUCCCUCUAUUAGACGAUUCCUCCUCGUCUCGUACGGGGGUUCCCGGCGUGCAGGUGCCUCGUGGUGGCCCGAGGGCGAGUGGGAUGACUACAACAAAAAGGUCAACCACGGCGUGCUCGCGACCUACUACAAGGCAAAGAUUGCCGCUGACGAAGUCCUCUACGAGACGUCCAAGAAGAGCUCUACUCUUGUUGGCAUUUGCCUUCGACCGGCUACGCUUACCGAGGAACCUGCUGGCAAGGUUGAGCUCGGCAAGACGGCCCAUGUAAAUGGCAAAGUGAGCAGGGCUACAGUGGCGGCCACCGCAGACGCCUUACUCGCUGCUGAUGGCGUCAGGAACACAUGGCUUGAUCUUCAGGACGGCACUGAAGAUCUUGACGCUGCUGUUAAGAGAUGCAUCAGGGAUGGAGUUGAUGCCGCCGAGGGAGAGGAAAUUUUUCAUUCCAGAAUUUAA
Messenger RNA from Metarhizium acridum CQMa 102, 867 nucleotides. The record is from RefSeq and is a predicted model, not a curated record. NCBI's taxonomy places the organism in Eukaryota, Fungi, Ascomycota, Sordariomycetes, Hypocreales, Clavicipitaceae.